This is a messenger RNA of Coccomyxa subellipsoidea C-169, 1052 nucleotides long. RefSeq lists its product as hypothetical. The annotation marks the transcript as partial. Lineage: Eukaryota; Viridiplantae; Chlorophyta; Trebouxiophyceae; Coccomyxaceae. The transcript has 7 exons. The record is from RefSeq and is a predicted model, not a curated record.
AUGGACUGCUGAAUUCGUAUGCCAACGCUGAAUCCGCAUGGGGUCCAGUUCACAACUUAACACUUGCAAAGCAUGGGGCUGAAAUUUCUCUUCCGUUCUGAUCACCGUCAGCAUGGGUGUCCCUCUCUGAUCCGUCAGGUUCACAGCAGAUUAGUGCAGGCAAGACCACAUCGAGCAUUCCCACCCCUUUGGUUGUCCAUUUCGAAGAAUGGAGCCCAGCGAUCAGCGUGUUCAGCGGCGUUAAAAAAGGACAAUGUUUCCCAAAACCAAAAGGGGAAGCCAUCAUUAGGCAACAUAUUGCAGGGUGUCCAGAAAGCAAUUGGGAUCACGUUCCCUGAAGACAAGGAGGCAUGCUUUUCUGGCAAUGGAAUCCACAUGGGGAUGGGAGUGUCCUGGCAGCUCCGCUGCCGGGGUGUUGAUGGAGCAUUCAUUGAGGAGAUAAGAGGCCGUCAUCUCAGCUUCAAAUAUGGGCAUCCAGGCGUGUCGACAGGCACAAGGACGGCACAGACCUGGGGGAUGGAGUGGGAUGAUCUGCCAAAGGAGUUGCAGCUUGAUGACAAUGAGGCGCUUCUCAUCCAAGCCUGGGUCCGCACGGGAUUUUGGGUGACUGAACAGGCUCUUGACCAUCUUGCAAUAAGCGUCAACUCAGAGGCCGAGAGGGAAGAGCUCAGGGCGCCAGAGGCGUCUGAAAGCCGGCUGUCAUCAGUGCAUGUGCCAGAGGAUGGGCCCUCAACCUCUGACUUGGGCGCCCAGGACACAGAAGAGAGUGUUGUUUUGAGCUUGCGCUUGAGGAGAGGCAAGGUGAAGGCAUUGUUGUGGGUGUGCACAAGAACCUGGCAGCCACUGCGCCUGGCAUGCCCACUGUGCGGCCAGAUCGACAUGAGCACCUAUGAGCACUGGACUGAUUGGCAGACAUCCGGCCCAAGCAUCAGGCAUCCAAAAUUGGUAGUUCAGAGGGGAGGUACAGGAGGCAACAACUCUUUCGCUACUGUGAACGUCUCUUGGCAGCCACGCAGCGCUCCGCAGUCUUACCUGAUGCCCCCCUGCCCUGU